UCGGAGCUAACAAACCAGACCGAUACAUAAAUUCCAUUGUGACAGAUACCAUUUAAUUGAGUAAAGAUUUAUUUAUAGUAACCUUAUUGUAAUAUCAUUAGUCAUUUACACCUGACAUUUUUAAGUAUGUCUGAAGAAAAUAUGGUUCAUAAGCGUAGAUUAGAAGAAGAAGAAGAAGUUAAUCAUGAGGAUUUUAAGAAGAGAUCCAAAACUGAAAGUGAUUCAGAAGGGGAAGGAAAUGGAACUAUCUAUGAUGAUUUGAAGUUUUUAAAAUCAAGUAUAACUCAAGAGAUCAGUCGUGGAUUUGAAUUAAAGUUUACAGCUUUAGAAAAUGAAAUUCAUGGGUUGAAACAAGAAAUUGCAGCUUUAAGGAAAAAUAGUAAUAAUACUGCAACUACUGCAACUACUGCAACUACUACCCCAACUACUACUAAACCUAUUGCUACCGGUAUACAGUGGUUAGCAUCAGACGAUGAAUCGAAUAAAAAGGACGAUAAUGUUACAAUACCUUCAACUCAAAAGAUUCCACCUGCACUUCCACCUCGAGCAACAUUUGGAUCAAGUCUGAUUCAAGUUAAAGAUUCUAAUUUUACAACUCCUACUAAUUCAUUCAAUGACCCUGUAACGACUCCAAGUACUCAAGAAAUUACUCCUAAAGUUUCAACUUCAAAACCUGUCUUUGGAUCUACUACUUCAUUUGGUAGAUCAAUAAUGGAUAAUCUUAAGAAUAAACCAAAUGUAUUUGAUUCACCAACUAAUUCACAUUCUACUAAUAAUUCUAAUAAUUUAUUAGAUGAAAAAUCUCAAACUAGUAUAUCAUCAUCAUUUGGUUCAAAUAGUAAAUUCACUAAUGCAUUUCAAAAUUCACUUACAAAGAAAUCAUUUCUUGAUACUGAUGGUAAAGAUUCAAAUAAUGAAAAUAAUUCAAAUGGAAGUGGUAUUAAUAAUGAAGGAAAUGAACUUUCAUCUAAAGCACCAUCAAUUCAACAAUUUAAACAAGUUGAUUUAGAACCAAUUAAAAAUGUAACUACAGGAGAAGAAGAUGAAAUAUCACAUUUUUCAGCUACUGCUAAAUUAUUUGAAUUAGAUUUAACAAAUAUUUCUGAAGGUUGGAAAGAAAGAGGUUUAGGUCCAUUACAUUUAAAUCAAUCUAAAGCUGAUAAAUCUAAAAUCAGAUUAGUUAUGAGAUCUCAAGGAUUAUUAAGAGUUGUAUUAAAUCAUGGUAUAAAAUCAGAUACUGAAUUUUUUAAAGGAUUAGAAGCCAGUUUAACUCCAGGAAAAUUUCUUAGAUUAAAUGGAAUAAAAGAAGAAGGUACACCUGUUCAAUAUUUACUUAAAUUCUCCAAUCAAAAUGUUAGAGACGGUUUAAUAGAUAAAGCAGAAGAAUUGAAGAAAGAUUUAUAAUAAUAAUAAUUAUAAUAAUAAUAAGUAUCAAUCUA
This is a messenger RNA of Scheffersomyces amazonensis, 1439 nucleotides long. RefSeq lists its product as uncharacterized. Gene Ontology annotation, cellular component: nuclear pore; cytoplasm. The transcript has a single exon. Bases 127 to 1404 code for a protein of 425 amino acids. The record is from RefSeq and is a predicted model, not a curated record. Gene Ontology annotation, molecular function: GTPase activator activity. NCBI's taxonomy places the organism in Eukaryota, Fungi, Ascomycota, Pichiomycetes, Serinales, Debaryomycetaceae. Gene Ontology annotation, biological process: NLS-bearing protein import into nucleus.